Molecule: messenger RNA, 2274 nt
Organism: Pectinophora gossypiella (pink bollworm)
Lineage: Eukaryota; Metazoa; Arthropoda; Insecta; Lepidoptera; Gelechiidae
Exons: 2
Coding region: 148-1710 (520 amino acids)
Source: RefSeq, a predicted model, not a curated record
GCGCGCUAGCGAACGGACGCGGUUGUUUUUAUAGACAUCAUGGUGACUCACUGUUAAACGUAAAUUAUCAGUUAAAGUGGGUUUUUAAUUAUUUGGUACCAUCGGAUGUGACUAAAACGAUAACAACAGUUUAAAAUUGGUAACAAAAUGGCAGCCGCGGGUAUUCCCCCCGUUGAAGGUUUGUGGAGUGAUGAUAAAUGCGUUGAAAUAGCCAACAGAGACCACUUCCCAGCUGCGGUCAAAGACAUUGGCGUCCAGAAAAGUAUUAUCGAUCGUUUUCUGAACUUCUACCUGAAGGGAAAACCUCAUAAAGGACUCAGCGUCACAGAUGUGACAUUCGCAGUGAUAUCCAUUAUGCCACUUUGUGAUAGUACAGAACAGUUUAUAUUUCAACCAUCACAAUAUAAAGACAACGGAACACUUUUUUUUUUGACGCCAGAAGAUAAGUUAAAAGAUGCUGUCGACGAUAUACAAGUGAAGGACUGCGAUAAUUAUACAGAACCAGAGUUAAUAAAAACUGAAGGUCAGAUAAAUAAGAGGAUUGAUACAGUUGAAGUAGAAAAGAAUGACGAGAUACAUGUUGAUAAACCACAUGAUCAAAGUGAAAAGAUAGUAGAUGACGCUAAGUUCACUGUAAGGGAAAAUAACGACUGCAAUGCUGAAUAUUUAAAAAAUACGCCUCGUGAUAAACAUACAGAUAAUGUUAACCAUAACCACCAACAAGAGACAAAACAAGGAGCUACCGAGGGAACUGGAAAAGAAUAUAUUCCGAAAUUGCCACUUGACAUGAUAAGGUACAAAAAAGUAUCUAAACCUCUAGCACCGGAAGAAAUACGCCCACAAUACGGCCCUUUGGAAAAUGCUGCCUUCAUAAUUUCUUGUAACAAACUUCUUGACGAAUGGGACACGAAUCAAAAAGCUCGCAUUAUUUUGAAAUACUUCUUUGGAAUAGUCGCUUUAAUUCUUAUGAGGACUACAACUAAAAAGUAUAAGCAUCUAGUCAACACGUUUGGAGGCAACAAGUUUCUAACCACAAUAUAUUUCACGGAAAACUAUAUUAACUACAGUGUUCCUCACAAAAAGUGCUUCAAAAACUGCUAUAGGGUUUUCAGUAAACGCGAUGGGAAUAUUCCUGUUAUGUUUGCUAAGAUUGUCAACGGUUCGUUUUACUUCGAUGCUCUUCAAAGAGAGAACCUCUCAUCAGAAACGUUCAUCUGGAAUUUGAACAUAUUCAAGCUUGGUCUUCUGGCUCACACAGCUGACUAUGGCUUCGGGUUGGUGGGAAUGGUUCAGAAUCUCCAUGGCCAACUUGGGAAUAUUAACUCGGUAGUUGAAGUGACGUACUGUGCGGAAACAGCCGAAUCGUGGUGCAGAAUGAAGAAUUUCAUUGAUACGUACAUGACGAGCGCUUCGCAUGUGGCGACGUAUCGCUGGGCUCGUGUGAUCAGCACACAAUACUUCAAGGACAUCUCUUGCAGCACUAACUACGAAUUAUCCGUAAUCCUCGCAGUGUUCACCGAGAAGGCUACAAAGUCAUCAGACAUCUGGAAGUCGUCGUGGGUACAAAAUGGUGAAAAUCUGGAAACAUUGAAACGAAUGGGACUGGAUAUGUAUGAAAAAUUUGAAGCUAAUGUAGCUAAAGGAAUAUUACAUAAAUCAUUUCAUGUGAAAAAGGAUACGUUUGAAUUUGAUUUCAACGAAGAAAAUUAGUUUGACGAGAAUGUAUUUGAUUUCAACGAAGAAAAUCAGUUUGAUGAGAAUGUAUUUGAUUUCAACGAAGAAAAUCACUUUGACCAGUAUGAAUUUGAUUUUAACGAAGAAAAUCACUUUGACAAGUAUGAAUUUGAUUUCAACGAAGGAAAUCACUUUGACAAGUAUGAAUUUGAUUUCAACGAAUAAAAACAUAGAUAUAAUUGCAAUAAAGCAACGGUAAAGCAUUUUUAUAGGUAUACUAUUUACCUUUAUAUAAGAUGGUACAUAAAAUGACGUCGUAAUUAUUUUAUACGACAGAAUUUACUCAUUAUUUUUUGUCGAUUUGGUUUUGUGACGACUUGUGCCUACCCCGAUAGGGAUAUUGGACAUAAGAUUAUGUAUUAAAAUAAAAAAUACCUACUUUGUCACCGGCGGUAGUGCCCAAAAUGCUACAGUACGAAGUGCCUGUUAAAAUUAUAUAGCAAACAUAUCUUUAUGAGGAAUUGUGUAUGAUUAAGACACAGGAAUUCAAGUUAAACGUAUUGUAUUUAUUCAUUUGUUAUAAACUUAUAAGAAAUAGAA